ACGACUGUGUCGAGAGCCAGCGUCAGGCCCCCCCUCGUGCCUUUGCCCGCGCACCAAUGACACACAGCACCUUCUCCUGUGCAUACUGUGAAGAUACGUUACAAUGAGCGGCAUCGAGGUAGCUGGCCUUGUUCUCGGAUGUCUGCCUUUACUCAUACAAGGGAUAGAGAGUUACAAGGAGGGACUGGACCCAAUCAAGGGCUUUUUUGGCCGGGAAAAGGAGCUGCCCAUCAUCAUAAGAAAACUUCGGGCACAAUAUGACCACUAUGACCAGACGAUUCAGCUGCUGUUUGGGUCCAUUACCUCAGACGUCGAGUUUGCAUUGAUGAUGACGGAUCCCGCGGCGUCGCAGGAACUGUGGAAGAGCAAAGAAGCAGCACUUCAGGAUAAACUGCAAAACACAUACAGCUCGUACCAGAGGACCAUGGCGGAUAUCGAGAGGAUUACCAAGAAGAUUGCGAGCAAAUUAGACCUGGAUCGUGCGGCCGAGCUCACCCGCAACGAUCUCGAGGCACUACUGGCUGCAAACCCUAAGAAGGCCAAUGACAACAGGUAUGAGAUUAGAAAGCGCGUGCGGUUUGGCAUGAACAAGAAGACUGUCAAGGCCCUCCUGGAAGAACUGGACGAGUGCAACAAGAGCCUGGAACGAUUUACUGAGAAGAGCGAGAAGAUUGAGACGUACCACCGCGCGACCAAGCCGUCGUAUGCCUCGCGGCUGCAAAAACUGCAGCGGUAUGCCAAGACACUGCACGAAUCGUUGAGCGUAUGCUGGUCGUGCUCGUGCAAGUCGUCGCACCGGACAAGCCUUCAGCUCGAGCCGCGGGGAAAUGUCUUUGCUUUCAGAGGGCAGAAGCCGACGGAGAGUCCAAAAACAAGCUUUGGUGUUGCUUUUUCCACCAUGGACGCUGAUGGGAGCGGUGUGCCGUGGCUGAUUCAGGCGGCGGAGAUAAGCGUAGAGGACGAGGACGAGGACGAGUGUCUCGCACCCAUGGCAUCUCCCCGACAAAAUAGGAUGGCCAAGAGAGUUAGCUUCGGAAAGCCCCCUCCGUACGCAGUUAUGGACCCUGGCGACCAAAUGUUGCCUCCACAAGAGGUAAAGGACCUGUGCGCAUCUAUUCAACAAUUGGACAAAGGCGCCUCUAUGAUAGGCUUAUCGCUAGACCGCAAAAGCAAAUUACGAGGCGUGCACUUGAUCGACAUGACAGAAACGCAUGUUCCUACCGUGGAACUGGUAUCUCUGGAGGAUCUGCUUAGGCAGCCGCCCGUCGUCAAUGGCAGACGGGCGAAGCUGAGCAUGAAGGAGAGGUAUAGCUUGGCGCUGACGUUAGCAAGCAGUGUGCUGUAUUUGAACUCGACGCCUUGGCUCGCGAACGAGUGGGCAACUCGCGAUAUCCUGUUUCACCGGACAUGCAAUGCUGCACGGCCGAUCAAUACCGAGCGCCCCUAUCUGGCGGCCAUGGGUGUUGAGGGGGCCAAUGGAGUAUCGGAGAAGGAGCAGGCGGGCGGCUUCAGGAACACUGUGCUCAUUGCGCUGGCCGUGGCUCUCCUCGAACUCUACUUUGGCGUCACGGCUGAAAAGUACCGGGAAUCAGAAGCCGAGGGCGACGAGGUGGGGGAUAUGUCAGAGUAUCCGGGCCCGUGGAGACUUUGGGCACUGGCGCGCAACUGGACCUACAACGAGUCUGGAAACCUGUCAGCUGCCUUUCAGAACGCCAUUAGGCAUUGCAUAGCAGGAUCCAGCGACCCUUGCGCCAGCUUGCAGGAUGCCGAGUGUCUCCAGGCUGCAGUGGAGAAUAUUGUUCUGCCACUGCAAGAAGAGCUCCACCAGUUCCUGGGUAAAGCAACAAACUAA
This is a messenger RNA of Exserohilum turcica Et28A, 1852 nucleotides long. RefSeq lists its product as uncharacterized. The transcript has 4 exons. The record is from RefSeq and is a predicted model, not a curated record. NCBI's taxonomy places the organism in Eukaryota, Fungi, Ascomycota, Dothideomycetes, Pleosporales, Pleosporaceae. The coding region runs from base 104 to 1852 and encodes 582 amino acids.